Saprolegnia parasitica CBS 223.65 is the source of this 1551-nucleotide messenger RNA. RefSeq lists its product as hypothetical. The transcript has 7 exons. Lineage: Eukaryota; Oomycota; Saprolegniomycetes; Saprolegniales; Saprolegniaceae. Gene Ontology annotation, molecular function: ubiquitin protein ligase activity; metal ion binding. The record is from RefSeq and is a predicted model, not a curated record. The coding region runs from base 1 to 1551 and encodes 516 amino acids. Gene Ontology annotation, biological process: protein polyubiquitination; protein monoubiquitination.
AUGGCAACCGAGGAGGCCAGCGACUGGGCAGAGGCCCGCGACGAAGGCUUCUUUGCCGUCGAGAACGCCGAGCACGCGCCGGCCGACGCAACAAGCGACGUCGCCAGCAUCGAUAGCGUCGACAGCAGCAGCGAUGCAUCGGUGCUCCACGGCGCAUGCCCCGUCUGCCUCAAACCGCUCGUCGACGGCGUCCUCGUCGCCGCCUGCCUCCACGAGUUUUGCCGCGCGUGCAUACUUCAGUGGGCCGACCACUUGCGCGACCGAGGUGCGCCCGUGCGAUGCCCCAUCUGCCGCACGCCAUUCGCACAGCUCUAUACGAAUGUCGCGUCGGCCGACGACUACGACGUGGAAGACCUCGCGACGACCGCGCCGUCCCCACGCAGCUUGGCCCGACGACAGCGCGCACUUGUCUAUCGCCGCGCCUCGGUUUCAGUCGCAGACGCUCGCCGCCGGCAGUGGCCUGUCAUCUACAAGACGAACGACCAGGCCAUGUCCUGGAUACGACGAGAGCUCGGCGUUGUGCUUGGCGCGACCACCGACACGAGCCUCCUGCAACAGAUCAUCGCAUCCCAGCUUGUAGAGAUUCGGAUGGACGAUGCCAGUCGAAAGCGCAAGCAUUCGCAGCACGGGUAUGUGCGCCUUGUCGACGCCCUGCAUGGCUUCUUGGACGACGACGCUGCCACGUUUGUGGUCGAGCUCUCGAGACGCAUGUCAAUGUGGCCGGCGUGGGGACGCCGCGCGACCGUCGCGCUUGCAUCGACGCUGGUCAUCACAUCGCUCGCGAUCCACGCCGCGCUCACACUCGCAGCAGCACCAAGCUCGAUACCGUCGGUCGAGGUGUCGAGGCGUCGCUUUUCUGUCGCCGCAAGGACGCUUCAGCGCGCGUGGCGGCGGUACCGCGAUCGAAGUAUGAUCCGACUCGACUCGCUACGACCGAGCGACUACCGAGUGCCGAAGAAGCCGCGCGUCAAACGCAAGGCCAAAGCGACGCGGCACUUGACCAAGAAGGAGGUCGCGUUCAAGCGAGAACUCGAGCUCUGGGUGACGCAGGUGCUACGGCAGCUCCACCCGCGCACUAGCACGAUUCCUCUGGCCUUUGUACCCGAGUACCACGACCACGGGCUGCGUCAGCUCCGCUUGCGCCUGCGAUCGCCGCUCCACCUGUUCAACGUCGCCAAGGCCCGGCUCGACUGCGCGGCGCGGCUCAUUCAGGGCGCCGUCCGAUGCCGGUUUGCCUACCUGCUGUUGGCGGCGAAAAGAAGGUACUUGGACGGCCUCGUGUUUUCCAUGCACGUGCGCUGCCUCGGGCACGAGCUUCGCGCGGCGCUGGUGGUCCAAGCCACGUGGCGCUACCACCAAUCGGUGCAAUUUUGGCGCCACUACCUCUGCCUCUAUCGCAUCCGUCUCUUGCUCAUGGCGGAUGCACACCGGCGACUGCGACACAUGCUGUACGAGCUGCCGUUUGCCGAGAGCGAGCACCCCAAGCUGCUCGCGCGGUGGGUCCCGAGACCCAACCGACGUCGGCCCAGUCUCGUCGCGAUCACAGCCUAA